Pyricularia grisea is the source of this 3228-nucleotide messenger RNA. RefSeq lists its product as uncharacterized. The transcript is spliced from 5 exons. The coding region runs from base 406 to 3228 and encodes 940 amino acids. The record is from RefSeq and is a predicted model, not a curated record. Lineage: Eukaryota; Fungi; Ascomycota; Sordariomycetes; Magnaporthales; Pyriculariaceae.
AUUUUUGUCUAAGUCGUCAUUGUUCAAUUGGUUUUCUUUUUGCAGUGGUUUGGGCCAUAAACUCGAUCUUUGGUUCAAUUAAAUUCCAUCACCUUGUCAUUGCCCAGGUUGCCAGGUUACUGUCGACUCCACUACAAGCUCAUGACAGACCUGAAGAGCACUUAAGCGGGCGGCGUUACCGACAUUGCUACCAGACCAAAACCCCUAAACUGGCGCCGUCCUCAGGCCAUAGGACUGACUGCCCUGCCUUCCUUUCAACGGCUGUCCAACGGGAAGGGCGACGACCGUAUUUUAUUUGCUAGAUCGACGUGCACUGCAGGAAUUGACACUGUCUGUGUGGGUUCUAUUUUGUACCAGAAAGCCACGACUCAUUCGAACGAAGCUAUCCCAUCUAUUGCGUCAAUCAUGUCAGCCACGCUUGGCGCUAGGGCGCCACCCUUCGAUUCUCCCGCGCCGCUGCACAACGCAAGCGUCCAGCAAGAUUUGGAUGAGCGGUUCCGUCAGGGACAAAGCCCCGCGGGGCUGUCGAGAGCUCUGAGCAGCGCCAGCGGCAAUUACAACAACACAUCUGCGCAACAUCAAGCCCCCAGCGGAUACUUUCCGAUAUACCCUGAUGAUCAGCAGCAGCUCCAACAGCAAUAUCAGGAUCCGAUCAACCACACCCAACAAUCACAGGCGCAGCAGGACCUGUCAUAUCAAGAACAAGACUCUACUUUGCUCAACACCCAACCCAACACAGCAGCAGCGGGUCUGUCGCCCUACGACAACGUCACAUCCCCGUCGCAUCGUGCUCCCAAAUUCACCGAAGAGUGGGACGCCUCGAGGAGGGGGAGUUCCAUCGUAGACGGCCACAUGCCUCACGCCAACAGCAGCACGAUGCAGCGGUCCAACUCGUACGCCGGGUCCUCCGUGGCCGACCGGCCGGAGAGCCAGCAGCUAUCGCGCGGCAACACGCUCAAGAAGAAGGCAUCUCUCAAGCGCGGUGGCAGCCUGAAGCGCAGCGGAAGCCGCAGGAGCAUGAAGGCCGGUAGCGUUCGCAGUCUGGCCCUGCAGUCUAACGGGCCUACAGAGGAUGAAGACAGCCCCUUUUGGUGCCCUGUUGCGACCCAUGGGAAUCCUACAGAGGUGCUCGCAAACCGUUUCCAGGCAUGGCGCAAGAUCCUCAAGGAUCUCAUUGCAUAUUUCCGAGAGAUCCAGAAUCACUAUGAGCACCGUUCAAAAUCCUUGAUUAAACUAGGCAAUGUACUCAACAACACAUCGAUGCCGCCAGGGUUUCUUCCCAGUGGCGGCCUGGACGACGCCAUCGACAUCUUGAAGGGUCACAACAAGAAGGCCAUCGAAGAAGCCAACAGGGCUCGUGAGAUUGAAGAAGACGUCAUCUUGGCGCUCAUUGGCCUGCGAAGCGACCUCCAGCAGAAGAUCAAGGAAAUUAAAAACCUUGCGGGCGACUUCAAGAACACCGUCGACAAGGAGACGGAGGCUACUAGAAAGGCCGUGAAGCAGCUCAACGAGAUCCUGGGCCAGGCCGAGGCCGAUCCAUCUCUCACUACCGGCAAGCAGGACCCUUACCUGUUACGCCUGGCCGUGGACAGGCAAAUUGAGAGGCAGAUUGAGGAGGAGAACUACUUGCACAGGGCUUACUUGAACAUUGAGAGAUCUGGGCGUGAUCUCGAGUCGAUUGUCGUUGGCGAGGUUCAGAAAGCGUACAACGCAUACGCCGGAAUCCUCAAAAGGGAAGCCGAGACAUCCCUGGAUGCGGUCGGUGAGUUGCGAGCUGGGCCUAUUUCGAUGCCCAAGGACAACGAGUGGGAGCACUUUGUAUCCAAGGACGACAAAUUUGUGAACCCCAACAUGCCACUACGAAGUCCAGAACGAAUUCAUUACCAAGGGCAGGAUGCUCUCGCUUGCCAGGAGAUUAGGGCCGGAUUGCUUGAGCGCAAGAGCAAAUAUCUCAAGAGCUAUACGGCUGGAUGGCAAGUGGCCUACUUUCCCAAGAAAUAUAUUUCAACCAUAUCUGCUGACUAUUUCUAUCCCGGCUUAGCCGAUAAGACGCAGGCGCCGGUCAUGUCCCUGUUCCUCCCCGAGCAGAAGCUUGGCUCGCAUUCGACCGAAGGAGCUUCAUCGAACAAGUUUAUCAUUAAGGGACGACAGACGGGUUCGAUGCACCGAGGCCAUACUUGGGUCUUCCGGGCUGAGAGUCACGACACGAUGAUGGCAUGGUACAUGGAUAUUAAGCUGCUCACCGAGAGCUCCCCCGAGGAGCAGAGCAAUUUCGUACGCAAGCACUCGCGCAGCUAUAGCAGGUCAUCGCAGCACUCUGCUAGCAGCGACGGCAUGGUCGAUGAAGAUGACGACGAGCCCUUUGCUCCGGACUCAGCCGCCAUCAGCCGCGGCACUCCGACUCAGGACGUACUGCCCAGACGUCCUUCACCAGGUGGGCGAUUCCCAUCCGACUUGACGAUAAACGCGGAACGGGGCUUACAAGUCCCUCAAUCGCCCGCCAGUGUGAACUCGGGUGUUUUCCAAGUAGGGAACCGCCAGGUUGAUGGCUACGGCUAUGCUGCGGAGAAUGGUGGGAGCGGCACCUUGAGUCGAAGCGGUAGCCAAAGGAACCGCCAUAGCUUUGCUGCCCCCGUGGCUACCGACGUGGGCCAGUACAACGACCGUGACCUAGGAUAUGGAAGCACAGUUCGAAGUCCCAUGAACCAAGUACCUUCGAAUGCUGCAAGGGUUGCCCAGGAGGCGCGUGAGGAUGGCGUUAAUCCUUACACCAGUGAGCCGAUUUCCCAGCAUCAAAAUGGCUAUGCAGACCAUGAAAAUGGGCAAACAUACGGCAUGGUACAAUCAGAUGGUAUAGAAAUACCUCGCAGGUCGAGCAAGAGGGAAGUUGGGGGACUUUCCACCGAUGACCACGAUGGCUCAUUGUCAAAGCCAGUUACCGAGAACUAUGGCGUAGCUGUUCCAACGCACUUGCCCCAAUCGACAGCUGCUGGAGCCACAUCAGACAGAACAAGUAGCGAACUCGACGGCGAGUCAGCCAUCCCUAGGGGUCACAAUCCUGCACCCGGUGUGACAGCUUCUGGCAAUGGGCAUGUGGGUGUGGGAAAUGGCAUGAACGGCCGUCCCGUGUCUGGCACGAUGCGAACUGACAGCCAGCCAACCAUCUCGAACCUCCACAUUCCUGGAGAGUAUCCCAAGACUGCUAAGACGAUGUUUCCGUUUCGAUGA